GACCCCGUCCCGGCGGCACCCGGGCCGCGCUUCAGCCUUGUCCCUUCAGCGUUGGGGUUCAGCCCCGGGCACCUGAGAGCUCUGGGUGUCCGUUCUGGGUCGCGGGGUGAGCUCUGCUCUGUUCCUCACCGCUCGCCUUUGGUUCCCUGUGGCCUCCCCCUGUCAGCCGCUGCGUAGCGAAAUUGGGCUUCCUUAUGAUUAAAAAGUACUUUGGCUUCCCAGAUACUACAAAACCCAGGGCAGCAGCUGGCACGAAUUACAAGCUCAGUGGAGGAGCCAAGGAUUAAAACUACGUGGAAUUUGAACCAUGAGGUUCCUGCGAGGUUUGAUUGCCUCCGAGACUGGGGGUAGGAGUACUCUAUUGAAGUCACAACCACAUCUGCCGUGGCAGAAAUUAGGCCUAAAAAUGAAAUUUGGAAAAGGUCUCGGCAGAAAACUCUUCAAGCUGUCUAUGGACUGGAUCUAGUGCUGGGGGAGUGGUGUGACUUGGUGCACGAGCUCGGCUUCAGCCUGUGCGAGAAGGACAUACUAAAAACACUGCGGGGGCACCUCUGACCUGCCAUUGAGACAGCAGUGAAGAAAGAGUAUGUAAGAAUCCGUUCUCUUGCAGCAGCAGCAGUAGGAGAGUUCUGGGCUAUGUGAUUAUCCGCCUCUCUUACCCUACUAGGAUUGGACCACAUGGAACUCUGAUUAGACUGUUACCACACUUGUCAUCAUGUUGGCAGAAGGCAUCUUAACUAGACUCAUAUAUAAGGAAAGCUGUCAUCAAGAUAAGCCUCGCAAAUCACAUGCAUCCAGAAAGGAUAAAGAGGGAAUCUGGAGACAGAAACUUGUAGACAACCCCAAAAUUAAAGGCUUUGCUGAUGGACAUGAGAAGCAGGAUGAGAUCUCUGCUAAAAGCAGCAAAGUGGAACACAGGAGCAGUCCUCAAUGGCGAUCUGUGAAAGAGUUACCUGCAAAAGAUCAGAAAAUGCUUGCUGAAGGAACAGUAUCACUAGCUCUACGUAUCCCCAAAAGAGAACAAACUACGAAACAGAUGGAUUUGUAUAGAUCCUGGUCGUGCAACAGCAUUUAUCAAAACUAUCCUGAUUUACACAUUGGAGGAGACCGUGUGGGGGACCACACGUGUGAUUCGGGUUGUGUUUUGGACCACGUGUGUGAUGAACUUCCUGAUGGCCCUGUUCUGCUGUCCAUAGAUAUUCCUCUAGGUCAGUCCCCUCUGUGUGAGCAUCCCGAGAAGCCGGGUAUGAAGUCCCUGUCUGGAGAUGAAGCUGGAGAAAGGAGUAUCAUGCUCUGUGAGGAGCCUCUCUCAAACUCCAUGCUCAACAAGUACAUGGAGACAAAAGUGGCAGAGCUCUAUAAACAGUUUUUUGAAGAAAACUUGACCAGGUGUGGUUCUGUAAGAAACUUCCUCACUUGCAGUUUGAUGAGGAGUAACCUGAAUCAGCUAAGCUUCCAGAUAUCUCAGGAGCAGAAUAUAGAAACAUCAAAAGCCAGAGAAGUGCUCUUGCACUCGUUAGCUUUGUUUAGUUUGCGCAACACUACCAACAGAAAUAGCUCUGAAUUUAGUACUCCAAGCUUACAAAUCUCAAACCCAGCAUGUGUGUGAGAGCUGCAGGAUGCGGUUUAUAUCGUGACUGAUGUACUUGGCUGAAGAGAUGAAUACGGUUCAGAUAUGAAUAUUUCCCUCUAAGGAUUAGAUCGGGAAAUGGAAACAUUUACACACUACAGACUUUCUCAAAUAAAUAUUUUAAGGCUUAAACCAUGCUUUGUCUACUGUACUUAUUAGCAGAGGAAGUAAAGGUAACUUUUGUUUCUUCUAAUACAGAAUUUGAUAUGAAUUUCUCUCUAAAAUGCUAGUCAACAGUAUUUUUAUAAUGUAUACGUCCUCUUUCUAAGACGCUCUAUGAGUAACUGCAAUCAUGUACCAUCAGAUUUACUCCUGCAAGAAAAAUUGAUCAAGAGGUGUCUUGGCAGAACUUUGCUGUAAGAGACUGAGCCAGCCAGCCCGUGAGUGAGAGAGUCACAUUGUCCUCACUGGACUUUGGAUUGGGCUAUAUAGCCCAAGUUUUGGACAUUCACGUUUGAAUUUUGCUCCUGCAAACUUUGGUAUCAGUGACUGAAAAAAUAUUUGUCUGGUUUGAAAAUCUUGUCAGCAGAUGGAGGUGUUGCGGACUCUGGAUUAUUUUGUGUGUAUUAUCAUACAUAGGAAAUAUAUCAACAUGAUAUAUGAAUGAAGAUGCUAAUAUUUUUGUGUGUGUAUGUUUGCACUGCAGAGAUGGAGUAUGUUACAAUGAAAAUCUUGGCGAAAUAGUUCGUCAAGGUUGUAAAAGUAUCUAAUUUUCUGUGUAAAAAAAAAAAAAAAAAUCCUUUGAAAUAAAUCCUUACCUCUUUGAAAUCCA
Molecule: messenger RNA, 2402 nt
Organism: Grus americana (Whooping crane)
Lineage: Eukaryota; Metazoa; Chordata; Aves; Gruiformes; Gruidae
Product: TLR adapter interacting with SLC15A4 on the lysosome-like
Exons: 5
Coding region: 716-1609 (297 amino acids)
Biological process (GO): regulation of toll-like receptor signaling pathway
Source: RefSeq, a predicted model, not a curated record